Messenger RNA from Xyrauchen texanus (razorback sucker), 3765 nucleotides. It is a transcript of the gene ttc13, whose product is annotated as tetratricopeptide repeat domain 13. Gene Ontology annotation, molecular function: protein binding. Bases 36 to 2516 code for a protein of 826 amino acids. The record is from RefSeq and is a predicted model, not a curated record. Lineage: Eukaryota; Metazoa; Chordata; Actinopteri; Cypriniformes; Catostomidae. The transcript has 23 exons.
CGCUCCUCACCUGCACACAUUUCAAUACUCACAACAUGGCACCUGCUGGCGGGGGUGUUGUGCUGGCGGCUGUGUCGCUGCUGUACUUGUGCGGUGCAAUUUUAUCCAGCGAGUAUUUCUCCACGUUGACCUUGUUCAACAGCGAUCUUCAUAAGCACGGCUGCAGCUCUCCGGCUGAGUGGGAGGAGUAUGCGGCGGAUUGCGAGUCAUCUAUCCUGCAACUAAAAGAUCCAGAUUGUGAAGAGGGGAGUAACCUGCCAUGCGAGUCCAUCUUCUCACUCAAUGCAGAGAAAAUCCUUAAUCAGGCAAAGUUAUUUGUUGAACAGCGUCGUUUUCCAUUUGCUGUGGAAAACCAAAAUACCAAUGAAGAACUUGCCAUAGGAUAUGUUCUCAUUGGAAAUAGCCUCUAUGAUGAAGCUAUCAAACACUUCUCCUUGCUGCUACAGGGAGAUCAUGAGCUGGUCAGUGCCAUCUAUGGUCGGGGAAUAGCGUACGGCAAAAAAAGUCUACAGGACAUUAAAAAUGCAGACUUGGCUCUGUAUGAGUUGAGUCGAGUCAUCAUUUUGGAGCCCAACCGACCAGAGGUGUAUGAACAGAGAGCAGAAAUUCUGUCUCCUCUGGGCCGCAUCGGUGAAGCUUUGUCUGAUCUAACUAAAGCCAUUCAGCUACAGCCUUCAGCUCGACUUUACAGACACAGGGGGACACUGCUCUUUAUAUCAGAGGAUUAUAUGGCAGCUAUGGAGGAUUUUCAGCAGUCUCUGGAGCUGAAGAAAAAUCAACCAAUCGCUAUGCUUUAUAAAGGCCUGACCUUCUUCCACAGAGGCCUCCUUAAGGAGGCUAUAGAGGUGUUUAAAGAAGCUCUUAAAUUUAAUUCAGACUUCAUAGAUGCAUAUAAGAGUUUGGGCCAGGCUUACAGGGAGCUGGGUGAUUUUGAGAAUGCUAUGGAGAGCUUCCAGAAAGCUCUGAUACUGGAUCAGAACCACAUUCAGUCCCUCCAGCUCAGAGGAAUGAUGCUGUACCAUCACGGCAGCCUGCAGGAGGCCAUUGGCAACUUUAAGAGAUGUCUGCAGCUGGAGCCUUAUAAUGAAGUGUGCCAGUACAUGAAGGGACUCAGUCAUGUGGCCAUGGGGCAGUUUUAUGAGGGCAUCAAAGCUCAGACCAAAGUCCUACUGAAUGACCCUCUCCUGGGGCAAAAGGCCAGCUCUGAGUAUCUCAAAGUCAAAUACCUCAGAGAGUACUCCCGUUAUUUGCACUCUCAUUUGGAUGUACCUGUUGCUGAAUAUAAUGUUGAUCAAGAUUUACCGGGAAACUUUAAGAACCACUGGGCUAAAAACCUUCCCUUCCUCAUAGAGGACUAUGAAGAGCAGCCCGGACUUCAGCCUCAUAUUAAAGACGUUCUACCUCAGAAUUUUGAAAGCUACUCUGCAGAUGUUCAAAAGCUCAUCUGUACAGCAGAUCAUCUUGGCACGCUAAUGCAAUACGACACAUUAGGCUUCUUACCAAACCUCAGAAUAAACAGAGCGAUGGGUUUGGCCACCAUAGAGGUGAUGCAGGCCAUGCAGCGUACCUGGAGUAACUCAAAGGUUCGAGUCAAUGGAAAGACCAGACAGCUGCAGUGGAGAGACAUGUUUGAUAUCGCAGUGAAAUGGAGAAGAAUUGCAGAUCCAGACCAGCCUGUGUUGUGGUUGGAUCAGAUACCUGCCAGGACACUUAGCAGAGGAUUUAACAACCACAUAAACCUCAUCAGGGGGCAGAUCAUCAAUAUCAGAUAUUUGGAAUAUUUCACUAGCAUUCUCAGCUUUGUAAAGGACAGGAUACUGGUUUAUCACAGGGCGUAUAACCCACAAGGUCUUCAGGAAGUGAAGCAGGCUCUGGAGAGUGUGAAUAAAGUGGAGGACCUACUGCCCAUCAUGAAGCAAUUCAACAGUAAAACCAGAGACGGCUUCACAGUUAACUCAAAAGUACACAGUAUGAAGGAUCCUGGAAAAGAAUAUGACGGUUUUACCAUCACCAUCACUGGAGAUCGAGUGGGCAAUAUGUUGUUUUCUGUGGAGACUCAGACCACAGAUGAGAGGACACAGCAGUAUCAGUCAGAGAUUGAUGCUCUCUACAAAGAUCUCACUGCCAAAGGCAAAACCCUCAUGCUCUCAACUGAACUAGGGGAUGCAGAUGCAGUGUGUAAUUUAAUUCUGUCUUUGGUGUAUUACUUCUGUAAUCUCAUGCCACUGUCCAGAGGCUCCAGUGUUGUGGCAUACUCUGUUGUCAUGGGAGCACUAAUGGCCAGCAGGAAAGAGGUGCUGGGCCGGAUCCCAUCUGGAAAGCUGUUUGACUUUGAGGCAAUGACCACAGCCAGUCCUGAUCGCUUCAGUAAGACAGUCAAAAGCUGGAUGAACUUAAAGAGUUUGCCGAGUUGGUACCAGAACAUUCCAUCGGUUUCAGAGACGUUCCAAUUCACAAGGACCAUGAUUGAAGUUCUGAACACAGACUCGUCUUCACACUGUCCCAAGAAAUCUUGAACUUGAAAUGCCAUCCAGUUAUUGAAAAAAUACAGUAAAGAGUCACUUUGCUAAGUGAAUCUUUGCUCAUAGUUCUCACUUUUGCAUUGGUUGAGUUUUUACAUAUCCAAUUUAAAUUGAAAUCCAAUUGUUUUUGUUUAUUUUACUUUAAAAUAGUUAUAAUAUUUUCAAGGUUGAUUCCGUUUUAUUCAAGUUUUAGAUUACAUUUUACAAAUGUAUUCUGCCAUUUAUCAUGUCAUUUAAAGAAACGGUUCACUCAAAAUUGAAAAUUUUCAUUCACUUCUCCAAAUCCAAAUUAUGUAAAUUUUUCCACUAAACACAAAAGGAUAUUUUUUUUAAGAAUAUGCUUUUCCAUAUAAUUAAAGUGACCUGACGAAUGGGGAUGUCAAGUUAAAAAUGAAAAAACAAAGCAGCAAGUAUUCCAUACCACUUCUGCACUAUAUUCCAGGUCUUCUGAAUUCAUACGAUAGCUUUGUGUGAGAAGCAAACUACUUAUUUACUGAUAAUGUAUCCCCUGCCAAAAAAAAAGUAUUUCUUUAUAGUUUGGCUAUUGCAAGAAUCUGUUUUCACACUUCAAGCUGUUAAAAAAAGCAGAAAAUGUAGCAGAAGUUUAAUGAAAAUGUUAGAUAAAUGUCCUUCAUUUACAAAAAAUUUUGUUUUUGAGACAUUCAUUUUUUUGUUUUUAGAGUUGAAUCUGUGACAUUGCAGAGAUUUUCUUUGUUGAAUUAACUAAGCAAUAUUCUUCAGUUUUGAGUUCCAUUGAGUACUUUAACACAGUGAGGAAAGAUGUUUGCAAAUGUGUUUGUUUAAAAAUAGGACAUAAGUUGUAUUGCCAUGUUCAUUGUCCACACUGGCUGGUGUAACUCUUUUUGUUGUAUCUAUUUAAUGGCUAAAUGGUGUGCAUCAGAUUCUGGAGAUAUUAAUUAGAUUUUUAGGAACACUGGGAACAGUUGCACCUCAAAGAAAGACUCUCUUUGUUGCACUCAUUACAUCCUUAAUUGUAUUUUAGAAGUGUAUUAAGGUGGACCAUUUUAAAUAUUUUAUUUUUCUGUUUUCCUAUUAAUUUCAUGGUUGGUGCUUUAAUUUAUUUUCCAGUGAAAAAUUAAAGAAAAGCAGUGAGUUUUCUUUUUCAGAAAGGGGAACGAAAAUCAGGUUCUUUAACGGCAAAAAAGAAAAAAAACUUGAAAAUGUACAAAUCUGUGAUUUUCAUUUGAUGGGAAAGAGCCACAGUCAAUAAAAUGAGUUGAAU